Trichoderma asperellum CBS 433.97 is the source of this 1424-nucleotide messenger RNA. RefSeq lists its product as uncharacterized. NCBI's taxonomy places the organism in Eukaryota, Fungi, Ascomycota, Sordariomycetes, Hypocreales, Hypocreaceae. The record is from RefSeq and is a predicted model, not a curated record. Gene Ontology annotation, cellular component: RNA polymerase II transcription regulator complex. Gene Ontology annotation, biological process: regulation of DNA-templated transcription. Gene Ontology annotation, molecular function: DNA-binding transcription activator activity, RNA polymerase II-specific; transcription cis-regulatory region binding.
GUCCUUCAAGCCCCCUGAUGUGCGACUCCGUAUCAUCUUGUCUGCAGCAAAAACGACAAGGCUGGGUCUCACCUGAUAUUCCACAUCUGCCAGCUUCUCAAUCAUCCAAUUAGGCACAACAGAUUAUUUCGAACUACCGCUUUUGCUCCAUAGUGCUAGCAGGAACAGCACAUCACGUCGUGCGUGCCAUAAUGGGCGACAGGAUAUUCCGCAUCUUCAACCCGAGAGAACCAAAGGCUGAUCCCGUCGAGAAGAGGCGCGCCCAGCUUCGACGAGCCCAGCAAUCUUAUCGGGAUCGGAAAGACAAGUAUACCAAGGCUCUCGAGGCUGAACUAGCACGCGUUCGGAAGAAUGAAGCUGGCUUGGUGUCCGAGGUUCAGCAGCUCCGUGCAAAAGUCCAUAUACUGACCACCCUUCUGUCGCAAAACGGCAUAUCCUCCCCGCCCGAGUUCACGAAUGAGGAGGUAUCUCAUAGUCCUACCCUACAUCUGGAUGAUGGCAGCCUUGCAAGUGAACAAACACAACCGGCUACCAGGGCCCAGGCUCAGAAUGAUUGGCCACUAGAGUCUUCAAGCAAGUCGGCGAACCAAAGCAGCGUUCCGAGCAGUGAUGUUUUUAGUUUGCGGCAUCAUGGUUCAAGAUACUUCAAAAGACUACGGGAUCCAGUACCCACGGCCACCAUAACGCUCUCAGCUGAGCCCAGUCACAAAACUCACCUUUCCGAACUUGAUGCCACGACAGUUGGCAUGGAGUUUGUAUUAACACUAGAAAGGCCGUGUCUAGGCCAUGUACACGGAAACCCCAAAAAGCCCAAUGAACCAGGUGGUCAUGCUUUGACUGCUACGGUUCAGCUUCAAUCCGCCCUGUCUCUCCCUCCUAUUGAUCCACAAGAUCCCAAGCCUCCGUCUUAUCAAAAUGCCCCCGCAGUUGUGCUCGAUCGCUUAUUAAACCUUGCGCCCAGCGUAUCAGAGGACGGCGACGUGACACCGAUUCAGGCGUGGCAUUAUAUACGACACCAGCCACACUUUGGCGGGUUUGAGAUACAAAACCUCAACAGACUGGCAGAAAAACUACUGGUAGCCAUGAAAUGUCACGGAUUUGGCGCUGCGAUUCAGCCGAACAUAUUCGAAUCAACUGUACGGGAAAUUCUCAAUCCAGUGAUGCUAAUGUCACCGUGACGCAAAGAGCAUGGGUCUGUUGACUGUCGUCUCCUUGAACAGCCUCUAAUUAAGCAGCAUUAAUUCACCAAGAAGUGGGAAAACUCCUUCUGAAUAACAACAGGACCAUUCAGAAGACAUACGAACUCAAAUUAUAAUGGAGGACAAUAGCUGUGGUUAAUAAAAAUGAAAUUGUAAACAAAGCCGAUAAAGACCGAUAUACAUGACUGGCCAUGGUACAUUUUAUUUUCUCUCGUUUAAAUUCUC